GGUGGCCUGUAACCGGCGGGCGGGUCCACGUCGGCGUUGGUUGGUUGGAAUCCUGUGGUUGGUUUGGCUGCCUGCCGUUUCUUCUCGCCUCGCCAACUUUCCCUUGUCCACUUUGGUUCCUUCUUCUUCCAUUCCAUUGUGUUGAUGAGUUGAGUUGGCUCAUCUCAUCGUCGCCGUCCUUGAAUUGCCGCCUCCCAUCCCACGAAUUCCGCCCCUCCCACCCUCCUGAGAUCUCUCUCUCUCCCCCACCUCCGUAUUUAGGUAGGCGGCGGGCGCAUCACGUUCUAUUGCCCCCUCCUGCCCGCCGCCGCCGCCGCACAGCCGGCGAUCGAGCGGAAUUCCCAUUCCUUUCCGCCCGGUUUCCGGCGCUGCCGCCCCCCUCUUACCAUCCCGGGGGGGCCCAGAGGCCAGGAGCUGUCGCCGGAGGAUUUCAAUUUUUCGGAGCCAUUUGAUGCUAAUGCCACACCACCACUCCUGCUAAAGCUGCCCUCAUUAUGAACUCGCUGGACAAUGAGUAGCAAUUGCACAUUGCUGAUUUCCAUCUCCUGCGGUUACAUUCGUACACGACAGCAUGGGAAAACUUGCAGCUGUUGUUCGCAGUGUACUUAGAUUAACAAAUGAAAGCAUGAGGAUUGUUAUGGUAACAAUUAUUGGAGUGCUCUUGGGCUUCUUCAUUGGAAUUUCAUUCCCAUCAGUCAGCAUAACAAAGCUUCACUUUCCUUCUAGCUUUGUAUCAUACAUAGAAGACAGAAACUCUGGGCUCACAACACAAGCUUUGCUUAAUCACGCCUGGACUUCCGCCCGAAAUGCAAGGGAAAACAGUUCUGAACCAAGUUCAAACACUACUUUGAAGAUUUAUGUCCCAACGAACCCCAAGGGUGCAGAGAGACUAGCACCAGCUAUUGUUGUGCCAGAAACUGACUUCCAUUUGCGCAGGUUAUGGGGAGAACCAAGUGAGGACCUGCCCUUCAAACCAAAGUACCUUGUUACUUUCACUGUUGGAUAUGCACAGAAAGAAAAUAUCAACAGAGCAGUGAAGAAGUUCUCUGACAAUUUUGCUAUUCUGUUGUUCCAUUAUGAUGGUCGGGUGAGUGAGUGGGACGAGUUUGAGUGGUCGAAACGAGCCAUCCAUAUAAGUGCCAGGAAACAAACUAAGUGGUGGUAUGCCAAAAGAUUCCUGCAUCCUGAUAUUGUGGCAGCUUAUGAGUACAUAUUCAUCUGGGAUGAGGACCUUGGGGUGGAGCAUUUCAAUGCGGAGGAAUACAUCAAACUUGUCAAGAAAUACCAUCUGGAGAUCUCUCAACCUGGUUUAGAGCCUGAUCGGGGAUUGACAUGGCAGAUGACAAAAAGAAGAGGUGACCGCGAGGUCCACAAGGUUACAGAGGAGAGGCCGGGCUGGUGUUCUGACCCUCAUCUUCCGCCUUGUGCUGCCUUUGUUGAAAUAAUGGCUCCAGUCUUCUCUAGAGAUGCAUGGAGAUGUGUAUGGCAUAUGAUUCAGAAUGACUUGGUUCAUGGAUGGGGCCUUGAUUUUGCUCUCAGGAAAUGCGUGGAGCCUGCUCACGAAAAGAUUGGGGUUGUUGAUUCACAGUGGAUUGUUCACCAAGUGGUUCCAUCUCUCGGGAACCAGGGCAAGUCAGAGAAUGGAAGACCAGCAUGGGAAGGGGUGAGGGCGCGGUGCAGGAAGGAAUGGGGGAUGUUUCAGACGAGAAUGGCGGAGGCGGAGAAGGCGUACUACAAGAUGAUGGGCAUCACCCCUCCGAACUCCACACUGGUGUAGAUCUAAGCUAGGCUGAUUCUUCAUCUUCAUCUUCACUCCCAUCUCUGCCUCUGUCUGAAUGACGAGGAUUCUGAUGUGUUUUACCUGCUGUACAGACAGUUCUGAUGAACUGAUGAGUGUGUAGGUAGGUGGUCAGAUAGAGUGUGGAUUGGAUGGUGAUGAUUGUAGAGCAUACAUUUACACAUGAGGGAGGGAGGGCCAUCGAUCAUGAGGAGGGUGUUAUACAUACCAUCUAUAAAAUCGAUUAUUUUGUGUUUUUGUGGUGGUAA
Molecule: messenger RNA, 2046 nt
Organism: Oryza sativa Japonica Group (Japanese rice)
Lineage: Eukaryota; Viridiplantae; Streptophyta; Magnoliopsida; Poales; Poaceae
Source: RefSeq, a predicted model, not a curated record